Messenger RNA from Suillus paluster, 279 nucleotides. RefSeq lists its product as uncharacterized. The transcript is spliced from 2 exons. NCBI's taxonomy places the organism in Eukaryota, Fungi, Basidiomycota, Agaricomycetes, Boletales, Suillaceae. The annotation marks the transcript as partial. The record is from RefSeq and is a predicted model, not a curated record.
GUCGAGCCCUCGGCCUUCGCCUCUGGCGCAAUGGUCAGCUCAAUGCUUAAAGAGAUGGAAGAGCUGUUUGCCGCAAGGUUUGAGCGUGGUGACAGGAAGAAAGCCAUCACUCAUCUCCGUGUUGGUGCGACCCAAAAAUCCCAUCAUUUCAGCGCGUUUCGCACGGGUGUGUGGCUUGGGUUAUCUAUACCAGCGACGGUUGCCGGUUUGGUGACAUGUAUGCAAUGUUUUCCUACUGAUGACCGCAGUAAAUCUUACGUCACUUGUAGGUCUGCAUGA